UUAAAAAAAUAAUCUCUUUUGUUUUCCACUUCUUCCGGUGAAGAAACAAAGAGGAAUACUAGUACAUUGAAGCACAAAAAGGACAAGAAAAGUGGCGGGAAAUCAAUUAUUUUGAUACUCCUGAAUUGUGAAAUUUCAAAAUUUUCUCUCUGCAUUACAAUUCCGAGGACGCAUUAACAUGAAUGCUAGCCAGUUCGACGGCAACGCUGCCUUCUCCGGCGGUGGUUUCACGACUACUCAGACCACUCCUGGCGGCGACUCUCCCUUCGCUCCCUCCAAGAAUCGUGAUGCUCAGGCCUUGCUUCCUCUGACGAUCAAGCAGAUCAACGAUGCUUUUCAAGCAAGUGAUGAUAAAAGCAAUCUGACUAUUGAUGGUGUUGACGUUGGCACGAUUUCUCUUCUUGGUAGGGUGUGCAACAAAGCUGGACAGGUCACUGAUGUUAAAUUUGUACUUGAUGAUGGUACUGGAAUGAUUGAAUGCACUAAAUGGCUUCAAGAACCUGCAGAUUCAAUUCAAGUGGAGAGUAUCUUAAAUGGAAUGUAUGUGCGGGUUUAUGGACACUUGAAAGGCUUUCAGGGUAAAAAAAACUUAAAUGUUUUCUCUUUUAGAUCUGUGACUGACUUCAACGAGAUUGCCCACCAUUUCAUUGAUUGCAUAUAUGUUCAUCUAUAUAAUUCGAGGUUACGGGCUAGCAACCCCAAUCAGCAACAUGUUCCUAAUUCCACACAAAUCACUCCCACGAGAGGUCAUCAAUCUCAAGCCUUUUCAGCAAAUCAAUUUUCUGGUAAUAAUGGUCAGAAGAGUGUUGAAGAAUUGGUGUUAGAUGUCUUGCAUCUUUCCACAAACAGGACAAAGAUGGGGGGAACCUCUCUUGAUGUUAUUAGACAACAUCUUGGAAUUCCUAUGGAUAAACUCAUGCUGGCUAUUACAAAUCUUGCAAAUGAAGGUACCAUUUAUGAAGGUGAACAAAAUCACUAUAAGUCAAUUGUCAACGGUUGACAUAUUGGUGCUGAGGGGCAUCAAUAUUACCGGAAUAUGCUCCAGGCAUCAAUAUUACCGGAGUAUGCUCCACUCUGCGCAAGUUUUUGUGCAUACCGGUGAUUCAACAUAUGCGGAGAUAAGGAAAUCAGUAGAUCUGCUAGAUUUUGAACAACUCAUUGUUUUUCUUGGUGACUAAUGUAUUCGACACUGCUGUUGACAAAGAUAGCAUGACACUAAAUGCAUCUACUGUGUAAAGGGGUUUUCGAAGAUUCUUGAAAACUUUAAGAGGUUAUUGUUUAUGCAGGACAUGUUUGAAUUUAAGGAAAAUUAUAUUUAUAUCCAAAGUAUCGGCAUAUGGCAA
Molecule: messenger RNA, 1343 nt
Organism: Lathyrus oleraceus (garden pea)
Lineage: Eukaryota; Viridiplantae; Streptophyta; Magnoliopsida; Fabales; Fabaceae
Product: replication protein A 32 kDa subunit B
Exons: 10
Coding region: 179-1000 (273 amino acids)
Biological process (GO): double-strand break repair via homologous recombination; DNA replication; nucleotide-excision repair
Cellular component (GO): site of double-strand break; nucleus; chromosome, telomeric region
Molecular function (GO): single-stranded DNA binding
Source: RefSeq, a predicted model, not a curated record